This is a messenger RNA of Knipowitschia caucasica, 2382 nucleotides long. The record is from the annotation of a GenBank genome assembly. NCBI's taxonomy places the organism in Eukaryota, Metazoa, Chordata, Actinopteri, Gobiiformes, Gobiidae.
AUGAGUACGGACGCUGAGAUGGCCAUUUAUGGCAAAGCUGCCAUCUACCUCCGUAAACCAGAGAAGGAAAGGAUUGAGGCUCAGAGCAAACCCUUUGAUGCCAAGAGUGCCUGCUACGUGGCUGAUGCCAAGGAGUUGUACCUCAAGGCAACCAUCAUCAAGAAGGAAGGUGGCAAAGUCUUGGACACUCAGGAGGAGAAAACCGUUAAAGAAGAUGAUGUCACUCCCAUGAACCCUCCAAAGUACGACAAAAUUGAGGACAUGGCCAUGAUGACCCACCUCAAUGAAGCCUCUGUGCUUUAUAAUCUCAAAGAGCGUUAUGCAGCAUGGAUGAUCUACACCUACUCUGGGCUGUUCUGUGCCACUGUCAACCCCUACAAGUGGUUGCCAGUGUACGACGCAGAAGUGGUGACAGCCUACAGAGGCAAGAAGCGUAUGGAGGCUCCACCCCACAUCUUCUCUGUUUCUGACAACGCUUAUCAGUUCAUGCUAACUGAUAGAGAGAACCAGUCUGUCUUGAUCACUGGAGAAUCUGGUGCCGGAAAGACUGUCAACACCAAGCGUGUCAUUCAGUACUUUGCGACUAUCUCUGUUGGUGGUGGUGAAAAGAAGAAGGAAGGAAAGAUGCAGGGCUCUCUGGAGGAUCAGAUUAUUGCAGCCAACCCCCUGCUGGAGGCCUAUGGCAAUGCCAAGACUGUGAGAAAUGACAACUCAUCUCGAUUUAAUGCCAUUGACAUCCUGGGCUUCACUGGAGAGGAGAAGAUGAACAUCUACAAAAUGACUGGUGCUGUUCUUCAUCACGGAAACAUGAAGUUCAAGCAGAAGCAGCGUGAGGAGCAGGCUGAGCCAGAUGGCAAUGAGGAUGCUGACAAGAUUGCUUACCUGCUGGGUCUGAACUCGGCUGACUUGCUGAAGGCUUUGUGUUAUCCCAAAGUCAAGGUCGGAAAUGAGUAUGUCACCAAGGGACAGACGGUGCCUCAGGUGCUGAAUGCUGUCACCGCCCUUGCCAAGUCCAUCUAUGAAAGGAUGUUCUUGUGGAUGGUCAUUCGUAUCAACCAGAUGUUGGACACCAAGCAACAGAGACACUCCUUUAUUGGUGUCUUGGACAUUGCUGGCUUUGAAAUCUUUGAUUUCAACAGCAUGGAGCAGCUGUGCAUUAACUUCACCAAUGAAAAACUGCAACAGUUCUUCAACCACCACAUGUUUGUUCUGGAGCAAGAAGAGUAUAAGAAAGAGGGUAUCAUCUGGGAGUUCAUUGAUUUUGGUAUGGACUUGGCCACCUGCAUUGAGCUGAUCAAAAAGCCCAUGGGUAUCUUUGCCAUCCUUGAGGAGGAGUGCAUGUUCCCCAAAGCCUCUGAUACAACCUUUAAGAACAAGCUGUAUGAUCAACAUCUGGGCAAGAGCAAAGCUUUUGAGAAGCCCAAGCCAGCCAAAGGCAAGCCAGAGGCCCACUUCUCUCUGGUCCACUAUGCUGGAACUGUGGACUACAACAUUGCUGGCUGGCUUGACAAAAACAAGGAUCCACUGAAUGAGUCUGUUGUGCAGCUGUACCAAAAAUCUUCGGUCAAACUUCUGUCUAUUCUGUAUCCUCCGGUUGUUGAAGAGGCCGGUGGUAAGGGAGGCAAGGGAGGCAAGAAGAAGGGUGGUUCUAUGCAGACUGUGUCCUCGCAAUUCCGAGAGAAUCUUGGAAAGCUGAUGACCAAUCUGAGGAGCACUCAUCCUCACUUUGUGCGCUGUUUGAUUCCCAAUGAGUCCAAGACUCCAGGUCUGAUGGAGAACUUCCUGGUCAUUCACCAGCUUAGGUGCAAUGGUGUUCUGGAGGGUAUCAGAAUCUGCAGGAAGGGUUUCCCAAGCAGAAUCCUGUAUGCUGACUUCAAACAGAGAGACGCCAUCUUCACCAUCCAGUACAAUGUCCGCUCAUUCAUGAAUGUCAAACACUGGCCAUGGAUGAAGGUGUAUUACAAGAUCAAGCCCCUCUUGAAGAGUGCUGAGACUGAGAAGGAGCUUGCCCAGAUGAAGGAGAAUUAUGGGAAAAUGUCCAAUGACUUGGCUGCUGCUCUGGCUAAGAAGAAGGACCUUGAGGAGAAGAUGGUGUCUCUUCUUCAGGAAAAGAAUGACCUGCAGCUCCAAGUGGCUUCUGAAACAGAGAAUCUGUCAGAUGCUGAGGAGAGGUGUGAGGGUCUCAUUAAAAGCAAAAUUCAGCUUGAGGCCAAACUGAAGGAGACAACUGAGAGACUUGAGGAUGAAGAAGAGAUCAAUGCUGAGCUCACAGCCAAGAAAAGGAAGUUAGAGGAUGAAUGCUCAGAGCUCAAGAAGGAUAUUGAUGAUCUGGAGCUAACCUUGGCCAAAGUGGAAAAGGAGAAGCAUGCCACUGAGAACUAG